This is a messenger RNA of Cynara cardunculus var. scolymus (artichoke), 1171 nucleotides long. Its product is annotated as PHD finger protein ALFIN-LIKE 4-like. Gene Ontology annotation, cellular component: nucleus. The coding region runs from base 156 to 926 and encodes 256 amino acids. The transcript has 5 exons. Gene Ontology annotation, molecular function: transcription cis-regulatory region binding; histone binding; transcription coregulator activity. Lineage: Eukaryota; Viridiplantae; Streptophyta; Magnoliopsida; Asterales; Asteraceae. Gene Ontology annotation, biological process: regulation of DNA-templated transcription. The record is from RefSeq and is a predicted model, not a curated record.
UAAUUUCAAUCCAAGUUCCUCUCUCUUCUCGCAGCCCAGGUCAAAUAAUUUCUCCCCAAUUCCUCCCACGCUCUCUAUCCCUAGAUUUGGGUUCUUCUUCGAUCUAAGAACUCAAAAGUAUUCAUACGCACGUACAUACGAUUGCGUUGAACGAGAUGGACGGAAGUCAACCCUACAACCCUCGAACUGUCGAAGAGGUUUUUAGAGAUUUCAAGAGUCGAAGAGCUGGCAUCAUUAAAGCUCUUACCACUGAUGUUGAAGAAUUUUAUCAGCAGUGUGACCCUGAAAAGGAAAACCUAUGUCUAUACGGAUUUCCUAAUGAGCAGUGGGAAGUCAAUUUGCCUGCUGAAGAGGUCCCUCCGGAGCUUCCAGAACCUGCACUGGGAAUUAACUUUGCUAGAGAUGGCAUGCCAGAGAAGGACUGGCUAGCUUUAGUUGCUGUACAUGGUGAUGCCUGGCUUCUGGCCGUGGCCUUCUAUUUUGGGGCAAGAUUUGGAUUUGACAAAGCUGAUAGGAAACGCCUUUUUAACAUGAUAAAUGAUCUUCCAACAAUUUUCGAAGUUGUGUCAGGGGCAGCUAAGAAGCAAGUGAAGGAGAAAUCAUCGGUAUCAAACCACAGCAGCAGCAAAUCAAAGUCAAACUCUAAGGCUAAAGGCCCUGAACCACAGCCUAAAUUUCCAAAAGCGUCAGUAGCAUCGAAAGAUGAUGAUKAUGAAGAGGGAUUGGAUGAGGAAGAUGAGGAGGAGCAUGGGGAUACAUUAUGUGGUUCAUGUGGAGAGAACUAUGCAUCUGAUGAGUUUUGGAUCUGUUGUGAUAUUUGUGAGAAGUGGUUUCAUGGAUCAUGCGUCAAGAUAACUCCAGCUAGAGCCGAGCAUAUCAAGCAGUACAAAUGCCCGGCUUGUACCAACAAGAGAGCACGCCCUUGAUUCAUUCAUCGUUUCACUGGUAAGCCAUGCAAUCUAGAAUCCUUAAGUCGUUUGUUUUUAUCCAACUAAUCGAUAUUUAGUUGUUUGUUCUGGACAAAAUGGAACUCAAACCAGUGCUAGAUAUGCGUUGUAGGCUUUAUUUCAUUCAAAUUAGUGACAGGCCUUAAUUUUAGCUUCAAGUAGAAUUCUCAUGUGCAAGAAACUUUCUUUUUCUUUCUUAUAAUGGAAGAUUGGAUUUUAUUUCU